UUCCUUACACCCCUUACUCCAUCCAAGAGGAUUUCAUGGCCAAGCUGUAUGAUGUUCUGGAGGCUGGCAAAGUCGGGAUCUUUGAGAGUCCCACAGGGACGGGAAAAUCCUUGAGUCUUAUCUGUGGAGCACUCUCUUGGCUCAGAGAUUUUGAAGAAAAAAAGAAGCAGGAGGAGGCCCGCCUCCUUGCAGAUGAACAUAAUGGACAAGACAAGCAACAACAGCCUACAUCAUGCAGCGCAGAGGCCUCAAACUGUCAGGGCUCAGCAGGGGAGCUAGAUUGGAUCACUGAGUUUAUGCAGAAAAAAGAAGAGCAGGCCACGGUGGACAGACUAAAGGAAGAGCAAAUCAGGAGGAAGAAACGAGAGGAUCGGCUUGAGAAAAUUCGCCAUAACGUGCAACUCAAAUAUGCAUCAAAAAGAAAGAGGCUUGAAGAUGAUGAGACACAGCGGCUGCUCCAGCUCAGUAAGGAGAUCUUGUCGACGGAGUUAGGGUCAGAUGUUCUAGAGCAGCUGGAUCACGAGGAGGAGGAGCUGAUCCUUGCCGAGUAUGAGAGUGAUGAGGAGAAGAAAGUGGGAUUGGGGUUGGAUGAUGAUGAUGAUGAUUUGGAGGAGGAGCAUGUGACCAAGAUUUACUACUGCAGCCGCACACACUCCCAGCUGGCUCAGUUUGUGCAUGAAGUUCAGAAGAGCCCUUUUGGUGAGGAGAUACGGCUGGUGUCACUGGGGUCCAGGCAGAACCUCUGUGUGAAUGAGGAGGUGCGCCAUCUGGGGGCUGUCCAGCUGAUCAAUGACCGCUGUGUGGAAAUGCAGAAGAACAAACAUGGGAAGAAGAGUGAGGGAGAGGAAUCAGAGGGGAAGAAAAGGCGUGUGAGCCGGGCUGUGUGUCCAUUUUACUCCUAUGAGCAAAUGCAGUUUCUCCGGGACGAAGUUCUAGUCAAGGUGAAAGAUAUUGAGCAGCUGGUGGCCUUGGGCAAGGAGACUAAAGCCUGUCCGUAUUAUGGGAGUCGCUAUGCCAUUCCUGCUGCCCAGCUGGUGGUGUUGCCUUAUCAGAUGCUCCUGCAUGAAUCUACCAGAUGUGCUUCUGGGAUCAAACUGAAGGAUCAGGUGGUGAUUAUUGAUGAGGCCCACAAUCUGAUAGACACUAUAACCUGCAUCUACAGCGCUGAAGUCCGUGGCGCUCAGCUGUGCUGUGCCCACUCCCAGCUGCUGCAGUACAUGGAACGAUACAGGAAACGUCUGAAGGCAAAAAACCUGAUGUACAUUAAACAGAUUCUGUAUUUGCUGGAGAGGUUUGUGUCCAUACUAGGAGGAAACGUGAAUCAAAAUCCAAAUGCUCAGAGCAUUUCUCAAGCAGGGACAGAACUAAAAUCCAUCAAUGACUUCCUGUUUCAGAGUCAGAUUGACAAUAUCAACCUCUUCAAGGUUCAGCGUUACUGUGAGAAAAGUCUGAUCAGCAGGAAGCUUUUUGGGUUUGUGGAGAGAUAUGGAGCCACCAGUGUUGUAAAGACUAACAAGGAAAAGCAGAACAUGGCUGGACUGCAGAACUUCCUUCUCACCCUGCAUCAGGGGCCAGACAAAGGUGCUGCUAUUCAGUGCCAUCCUGUGGAGGUUGAGGAUGGCCAGCCCAAGAUGGCAUCUCCUCUGAUGCAGAUUGAAGGAUUUCUCUCUGCUCUCACCAAUGCAAACCAAGAUGGGAGAGUCAUCCUCAACCGGCAAGGCACUGUAGCUCAGAGCAGCCUCAAAUUCCUCCUGCUGAAUCCAGCUGUCCAUUUUGCCAAGGUGCUGAAGGAAUGUCGUGCUGCGAUCAUCGCAGGGGGCACCAUGCAGCCGGUGUCUGAUUUCCGAGAGCAGUUGCUGUCCUGUGCCAUCGGUGCUGACAGGGUGGUGGAGUUCUCCUGUGGUCAUGUGAUUCCUCCAGACAACAUUUUACCCAUAAUCCUCUGCAGUGGUCCAUCUAACCAGCAGCUAGAGUUCACCUAUCAGAAGAGAGACCUGCCUCAGAUGAUGGAUGAGAUGGGCCGAAUCCUUGGUAACCUGUGCAAUGUGGUCCCUGGGGGCGUGGUGUGCUUCUUUCCCUCCUAUGAGUACGAGAAGCAGGUGUACACGCACUGGGAGAGGACGGGGCUGCUCACCCGCUUGGCGACUAAGAAGAAGAUAUUUCAGGAGCCCAAGAGAGCAAAGCAGGUGGAGCAGGUGCUGGCAGAGUAUGCUAAGUGCAUAAAGCGCUGCAGCCAGGUGGGAGGCCAUGUGACGGGGGCCCUGCUCUUUUCUGUGGUUGGAGGGAAAAUGAGUGAAGGAAUCAAUUUCUCUGAUGACCUGGGAAGGUGUGUCGUCAUGGUGGGCCUGCCUUACCCCAACAUCAAGUCCCCAGAACUCCAGGAGAAAAUGGCCUAUCUUGACAAAACAAUGCCAAGAACUGUGGGCCAGCCACCUAGCAAAAUGCUGAUUGAAAAUCUAUGCAUGAAAGCAGUAAACCAGUCAAUAGGGCGAGCGAUUCGCCAUCAGAAGGACUUUGCUAGCAUCCUGCUUGUAGAUCACAGGUAUGCACGCCCCUCCGUCUUCAACAAACUACCCCAGUGGAUCAAGGAAAGAACAGAGAUCAAACCUACCUUUGGACUAGCAUUUGCAGCAUUAAGGAAGUUUCACCAUGAGAAGAAGUCAUGUUAUGGGUCAGAAGCUUCCUGAGGGAGAUGGAAGAGCAGUGUGCUGAUGAAUGGGGUGCUGAGUGGCUGUAUCAGCUCAAAGUGGAGCCUCCUGCAAUUGCUGUCCCUGCAACAGAAGUUUUUUUCCCCCAAGACUUUGCAGUUGAAAAUUAUUGACCAAAGCUAUUCUUGCCUAUGUGGCUUCUGGACUGCAUCAGAGCUGGGCUGGACAGGGGAAAGUACCCUAGCUCAGACUUUGGGGGGAGGGGGAGAUAAAAGCACCCUCAGCUGGUGCAUCUGAACCCCACGUGGACUGGGUUUGUGUUACUCCUCCCCUUUGUUCUGUUUCCCAGCCUCGGGUAUUACUACUUGCCCUCUUGGGGCAGGGUGAAGUAAAGUAUUAAAAAUCAGGCUAAUGUUCCAUG
Molecule: messenger RNA, 3069 nt
Organism: Emys orbicularis (European pond turtle)
Lineage: Eukaryota; Metazoa; Chordata; Testudines; Emydidae
Gene: DDX11
Product: DEAD/H-box helicase 11
Exons: 26
Coding region: 36-2687 (883 amino acids)
Biological process (GO): nucleobase-containing compound metabolic process; establishment of sister chromatid cohesion
Cellular component (GO): nucleus
Molecular function (GO): DNA binding; hydrolase activity, acting on acid anhydrides, in phosphorus-containing anhydrides; DNA helicase activity
Source: RefSeq, a predicted model, not a curated record